AUGGGUCGAGGAACUAGGCUGUCUGGAAAGGACCUGACAAUCCUGCUGGCAUUCUUUCCAGGGGAUGCACUCCUAAAAAAAUUACUCAAUUCUCAAUGGUGGCUUGGCCCUCAAUGGCUAUAUGCUUCUCCUGAUAAAUGGCCAGCAGAACGCCCAUCACCUGAUCCAGAAGAGCUUAAGGAAGAACUUCGUAAAUCUGUCGUCACUGCUAGUUCUGUUGAGCCAAUAUCAAUCGCUCAAAUGUUAGGAAAUAGAUUUUCCAAGUAUACUAAGAUAGUAAGAACUGUAGCGUGGAUCUUGAGAAUGUCUCCCAAGAAUAAAUUGAACUUGGGAAAUAACAUCAGUUCUGAAGAAUUCUUGAAUGCAGAAAAGAUUGUAUUUAAAUUGAUUCAAAGAGAGAGCUUUCCUGAAGGUCUAAAAUCUCAAGAGCUAAGUGGUGUACAAAAAUUCGUGGAUGAAGAUGGCGUCAUAAGAAUGAAAACCAGAGUAUCAGAUCGGGAGGAAGGUGUUGAAUACCAGUACCCUGCCAUUCUACCUAGCAAACACCCUGCUGUUGAGAAAAUGAUCAGGCAGUACCAUUUACAGAAUAAACAUGCAGGAGUACAAGCAUUGAUUGUCAUCCUUCGUGACAGAGUGUGGAUCCUGAAAGGCAGAAGGGCUGUUGGAAAGGUAGUUCACAUCUGUGUUCGAUGCAAGCGACACAUAGCAAAAGCCUUAGAGAUGCCAUCACCUCCCUUACCCACAGACCGCACUCAGAUUUCUUCAUGUUUUCAAGCAUGUGGGAUUGACUUGGCUGGUCCAUUGAUCACUAGAGAUAAUCAGAAGUGUUGGGUGGUAAUAUUUACAUGUGCCGUGUAUCGUGCAGUCCACUUAGAAGUCAUCCAAUCCCUCAACACAGAAGCCUUCAUAAGAGCCUUACGACGGUUUAUAGCUAGACGAGGCCGGAUAAGUGUUAUCUAUUCAGAUAAUGGCACGAAUUUUGUUAGUUUAAACAAGAAUCUAAAGUCUCUGAACUGGACUGAAAUCCAAAAUACAUUCAGCCUCAAUGCUAUUGUGUGGAAGUUCAUUCCCCCUGCAAGUCCUUGGAACAAGUGGUUUACUAUUCUUACUCCACGAGGACCUACGUCGAUUUCUAUUGACCGACUCAAACCGGCAUUCCUCCUUCAAGAUGCUAUGAGCGAUACGACCAUUAACGUAAGAAAAAAUGACAUGCAACCUAGAGAAACUCAAGUAGACAAGACCAAAGAAAGAAAUUAA
Macrosteles quadrilineatus (aster leafhopper) is the source of this 1257-nucleotide messenger RNA. RefSeq lists its product as uncharacterized. The record is from RefSeq and is a predicted model, not a curated record. The coding region runs from base 1 to 1257 and encodes 418 amino acids. Lineage: Eukaryota; Metazoa; Arthropoda; Insecta; Hemiptera; Cicadellidae. Gene Ontology annotation, molecular function: nucleic acid binding. The transcript has 3 exons.